AAUACGAACAACCCUGUAUAAACUAUUUAAGACACACGUGUUUACUUCUCACAGUAUUUUGUAUUUCAGAGCUCAUUGUAUCGUGAACAUUAAUUAAGAAAGAUGGUUAAGUUGCAAAAAUCUUUGACUAAACCUUUAGAUAAAUUAGAGAAAAAGAAAACAAAGUUGCCGGCACCACCACUUGCUGGCAUUUCAAAGUCAAACAAAAAGGAGAAAACAAUUACUGUACUGGAGAAGUCACCGAAAUCCAAAAAAGAAAAAGUAGCAAAAACAAUUGUUAAAGAUGUCGAAGUUGUGAAGCCUUUGAAAAAAGAAAAGAAAGAUAAAUUAAAUAAAGUUAGCAAAAAUCCUCCAAGUGAACCAGCCAAGAAGAAACCCACAAAAGUUUCUGCUGAUAAGGGGGAACAGGCUACAAAACGUCCAUUGAUACUUGCACCGGCUGAAUCUCCUAAAGUACCGAAAAUAGCUGCGGCUAAGCUGGAAAAGAAGUCGAAGGAUAAAAAGAAGGCUAAAGUCCAAAAGAAAAAGGACCCAAAAGCAAGCCCAACUCACGUUGAACAAACCACACCUUUAACAAACUUACAAAAGAAAAAAGCUGCUAAACGAGCAUAUAAAAAACAACAAAUCAAGAAGAGGCUCGAAAAUAAAUCGGUAAAAGCCAAGAAAGCUCCAGUACAACGUCUAUUUAAGGCGCCUGAAUUUGAUGAAGCCAAAUUUAAUGCAAUUUUAAAUGCAGAAAACGUUAAGAAAAUAGCAAAGGGCCUGAAAACGCAGGUAGAAAAGGAAGUGGCUGAAAAGAAAACGGCCAUUUUUAGUGAUUUUCAAUACUUCUUAAAUGUGGCCUGCUUCAAAAUACCCAAUGUUCCUAAACGUAUGGUAAAGGUCAAUUUAAAACAUUCGUUAGUUGAUAAAGAUGAUGAUGUUGCUAUUAUUGUGUCUGAUUUACAACGUGGAGCCAAAGUGGAUUAUGACCAAACCAUUCAACAUUAUGAAGAUAUUUUCCGUGAAGCCGGCAUCGAAGGACUGACCAUCAUACCAUUUAAUAAACUUAGAACCGAAUGUAAUACAUUUGAAACUGUGCGCAAAUUUGGAAACACGUAUGAGUAUUUCCUUUGCGAUGGACGUUUAGUAGGACACGUAUCUGGUUUUUGCGGAAAGGUCUUCCAAAAACCACGUACCACCUUUCACUCGGUUCGUAUGGAUAAUCAAAAGAACUUGAAACAGGAAAUUGAGAAAUCCCUACGUCGUACUGCUUACAAACAGCUAGACAAGGGUGAUCUUAUCUCAAUACCGAUCGGUAAUCACAAGUUCACAGACGAUCAAUUGGUGGAGAAUAUUAUGUACGUAAUAGAGCAGUUGAAGAAUUCUUAUCCUGGUGGAUUGGCCAAUAUACGUGGCAUAAAUCUUAAGAUUAACAUCGCGGGUACAUCAUCAUUGCCAUUAUUCCUUAGCGUUGCAGAGCCCCCUGCGGAGGCACCCUAUGUUGUCGGACCACGUGAGCAGCGUACGCUGAAAUUGAAACGCGAAGCUAACGAGGUUUUGUCCAAUUUCAAUCUGACAAAGGAUGGAAACUUGUUGAAGCUAUCGAAACCCGAGGUGGAGCGUAAACGUAAAUUGAAAGAAAUGCGCGCCGCUGUGGAAAAUGAAACUAACACAACUGAACAAAAUAAGGAUGAUAAGGCCAAUGGUAAACAAGCGGUUGUGCCAGCAAAGAAGGCUAAAACUGAAAAAAGUGUUAUAACUUCUGAUAAAAGCGAUAAAAGUAAAUCUAAAGAUGAAGAGCCUAAGGUAGAAGACCAAGGUGACGAGGAUGAAGAUGAUAGCGAAGCGGAACAAGAAGAUGAGGAUGAAAAUGAGAGUGGAGAAGAUGAGGAUGUGGAGGAAGAUGAUAGUGGGGAAGAGGAUGAUGGCGAUGAUGAUGAUGACGACGACGAUGAGGACGGUGAUGAUGAUGAAGAUGGUGAUGAGGAAGACGCGGGGGAUGAUGAUAAGGAAGAAGAAAAUCCCAGUGGUAAUGAAGAUGAUAGUGAUGAAGACGAUGAUGAAUGAUUACAAUAGUAAUUUUACUAUAAGUCUGCUUUUAAUUUAAAAUUUUUAUUAUGUAUAAAACUUUGAACAGAUUGGAUUGUAAGAAUAAAAUAACUUGAAAUAA
Zeugodacus cucurbitae (melon fly) is the source of this 2152-nucleotide messenger RNA. RefSeq names its product ribosomal L1 domain-containing protein CG13096. The transcript has 3 exons. The coding region runs from base 103 to 2049 and encodes 648 amino acids. Lineage: Eukaryota; Metazoa; Arthropoda; Insecta; Diptera; Tephritidae. The record is from RefSeq and is a predicted model, not a curated record.